ACAACGCAUAAUUCGCAAACUUUCGUGACGAACGAACGCGUUUUAAACGCUUGUGAAAGAUUACGCUUGUGAAAACCUAAGUAAUGGCGGACGAAAACGAAAACUCGUGUGAUAAGUUCGAUGAUGUGAAGCCGGAUAAGAUGUUUACGCUGAAAAAGUGGAACGCCGUCGCAAUGUGGAGCUGGGACGUAGAGUGUGAUACGUGUGCUAUUUGCCGUGUACAGGUCAUGGAUGCUUGCCUUCGUUGCCAGGCGGAAAGCAAAAAGGACACACUCGGCCGGCAGGACUGUGUUGUCGUGUGGGGUGAAUGUAACCACUCCUUCCAUCACUGUUGCAUGUCGCUGUGGAUAAAGCAAAACAAUAGAUGCCCCUUGUGCCAACAGGAGUGGUCCAUCCAGCGUAUGGGGAAAUAAAACUCCUGCCGCACUCCCAUACUCCUCACUGGCGCCAUCAUCUUUUUGGACUCAUUAUCCAAAACACGUGACCACACAGCAGGAAGAACAACAAAAUGGCAUCCGAACCUUGUGGGGUACAUAUUGUUCUAGAUUUUUAAUAAAUAAGUGACAUCUCGAGCUAAACCAAGAGAGUGCGGCACGU
Molecule: messenger RNA, 597 nt
Organism: Anopheles moucheti
Lineage: Eukaryota; Metazoa; Arthropoda; Insecta; Diptera; Culicidae
Gene: Roc2
Product: RING-box protein 2
Exons: 2
Coding region: 84-413 (109 amino acids)
Biological process (GO): protein ubiquitination; ubiquitin-dependent protein catabolic process
Cellular component (GO): Cul5-RING ubiquitin ligase complex; nucleus
Molecular function (GO): zinc ion binding; ubiquitin protein ligase activity; cullin family protein binding
Source: RefSeq, a predicted model, not a curated record